AUGUCUGAAAGCGUGCAUCCCGCAGACAAGCAAGUGAACGACGGGGUAGAUAUCAGCAUUGGCAACACAGCGGUGAUGACUAUUCCCUCGACCCACUCACGCCAUACCGACGCCGCCGGCCCAAACAAGACGCUGCACAUCCCUAAAGCCGUCGUAAACGCAUGGGUCGCUACAGUCUACGUGUUCAACACGGGUGCUACGACGCGGAGAGAGCUUCCUCAAGCCGUGGGAUCGCAUCAUCGGAUACGCCUGCGCGCGCUCCUGCGGAGGUGGGCGGAGACUUCGGCGACGGUGGGCUUCUGGAAGGAUGGUAACUGGGCGUUGGCCUCUUUCGACGACGAAGUAGUGGUGGUACAAGACCUCCCCAUCAUGCUGGUACGGGUGGGAAACUGGGAUAGAGUCUGCAAGAACUUCGGGAACAUUAUCGGAAGGUACGACUCGACUCGACGGGGAAAUGCAGUACUCGAUGUUGUCGAGUACCGAGGAUGGUACGAGAUGAUGUCGAUUAUCAACUACACCGUUGUUGUGUGGACCAAGAAUGUCGACGGCGGCCCAUCGUUGUGCCACAUGAACUCACAAGUGGGGAAGACCUUCUCCGAUGUGAUCCAACACUGCAAACGCCUCAACGCAGCGAUAGACCUCUCCGAAGACGUCAUGACCUGGUGUUCCAAGACGUCGACAUGGAUCUCCCGCACUGUGCACGACCAAGUCACCGAUGCCGACUCUCACAUGCUGCUCAUACGAAGCGCACUCAACACGGACGCCUGGGGAUGUGGCCCCUUCAUUGACCGGCUGGAGCGAGAGGAGCGCGACCGCUUGGCUCGUCGUAACGUGGAUUGA
Molecule: messenger RNA, 840 nt
Organism: Epithele typhae
Lineage: Eukaryota; Fungi; Basidiomycota; Agaricomycetes; Polyporales; Epitheliaceae
Exons: 5
Coding region: 1-840 (279 amino acids)
Source: RefSeq, a predicted model, not a curated record